Capronia epimyces CBS 606.96 is the source of this 2697-nucleotide messenger RNA. RefSeq lists its product as uncharacterized. The transcript is spliced from 2 exons. The record is from RefSeq and is a predicted model, not a curated record. The coding region runs from base 1 to 2697 and encodes 898 amino acids. NCBI's taxonomy places the organism in Eukaryota, Fungi, Ascomycota, Eurotiomycetes, Chaetothyriales, Herpotrichiellaceae.
AUGGAACCCGAAUCCUCAGAUAGUGAUGUCUCAGUCGGCGGAGGGGACGAAUACAGGUUUGCGAGUCCACUGACCGCACCAAUUCCGCUCCCGCCACCUCCAUCCAAACAUGCCUUGGAAUCCUCCGAUGCCGUCCAGGCUCGUCUGGACGAGUUGCAACGCGUCGAAGAGCACAACAUCAAGAAGUAUGAUCUACUCAAAGCCAAGCGCGCACGCAAGGACGAGAAAAUCCGUCGCAAGCGUGAGAUCCAAGAUAAGAAGUGGUCGGCUAUCCUGGACGCUCGUCAACGUCGAGAUACCCGAAUCCAAGCUCGACGCGGGCGAGAAGAUGCUGCCUUUUCUCAGUUCUUUGACCAGGAGUUGGAGGAGGAAGAGACCAGCCUUCGUCGACGACUGAAGAGGCUCAAACGAGGACUACCCCCGGAGGAUUCCCCUAAACCGGGCCCUGCAAAGAUCUCCUCCAUGUCUAUGUCUCCGUCGGGCUCGACCCUCUCGACCCUUCCACCACCAACCAAACGUCAUCAAGUCGGUCCUCCGGGCCAUCCAGAUUCCGUCAAUCCAGCUCAUUCUCGGCCUUCGCCGCAGUCCAAUCUCGCCGCCCCUUCAAAGAGUACUUUCAGCGCGUCUACCUAUUCUUUCUUUCGAGACUCGAGCUCCGCGUACGCCCGGCCAUAUCACCACACCUCAUCGUAUCCCACCACGCCAAAUACCGCAUCUUCUACCACACCUGCCAACGGUCUGGCCAAUCCUUCUCAGACCUCGACUGAACGAUCACAUCUCAGUCACUUGGGGCGACCGGCUUCGCCCCUUGCGAGACCCGGCCCAACUGCUCCAUCCCCAGCCACCCCGGCGGCAGCUACGAAUCCACCGCGCCAAAUUUCGUCGAGUUACGACACACGACCACCGCCUACCACCAGCACUGGGGGGUUUGCCUCAGUCAAUACCCAGCCCACGUCCGGGUUUGCCACCAUCAACCCAAGAACGACUUCGACAUCACCUCUUCCUGCAAUUGGCUUGCCGAGGCAGUCGGUAGUCUCGGAAGCGAACAAAACACCCACUCAUCAGGUUCUCAAUGGAGGCAUGGAGAGCACUCGCUUCCAUUCGUACGCUGUCCCCCCCGGUGGUUCAGCCCCUGCAACUGGCCCGAACAAACGUACUCCUUCCACAACUCACCCAUACCAGAUGUCCGAGGCUUUUGCGAACAGACAUCACCAUUGUGAGCGAGUGGACAGUUUGAACCGCGGCAUUUGGACAUCCUACGGCGUUGGAGGGACAAAGGACAACCCAACAGGUCCCGCCGUCGAAAUGUAUCUUCGGUGCAAUCAUGACGGAUGUUCACGCAUUGACUGGCGAACGGUGCAUGGUUUGCAAUGUCACAUUGUGAAGAAUCACGUUCAACCCAAAGGAACCAUCGGCAGCCUCGACAAGGCAUUGGAAAAAUAUGGAAUUCCCGUCAAGGAGAUCGAAGAAUAUGAACGCACCCACGGAAGAGGUAGCGCCGGCACUAUGGCUGAUCCGAAGAAUCACAAGAUUAAAAUCAAGACCUUGGAGGCGUCAGGAUCCCCAGGAUAUACUGGAGAUCGUGCCCCAGGAUCGAAUGUUAUUGAUCCUGAAACCCGAUCUGUCGGUUACGGACCCAGCCCAACGCCAACACUUGACAGUCCGCCUGCGCCCGAGGGGAACAAGACGAGUCCUACAACGACGCUAUCCAACGGUACACCGAAGAAUGAAACACCGGCUGAUGAUGCAGCAAAAACUUCCGCAGCUCCAGUGCAACCGAAUGCUCCCGUACCAUUCGUUCCGUCUACGAACUGGCUGAAUUCGUACAUGACUCCACGAAAAUUUGAACCUGAACCGAAAAAGCUCCAAGGCGAUUUCGGCAUGAGUGAGACGCAAGGGAAAGAUGACCCAGCUCCUGCCAAAGUUGCAGCUUUGAAUGGUCAAUCGCAAACUGCGCAACCGCCUACGACCAAGGUGGAGCCGCACCAGGUGGAGUCUUCCGCCACAUCUACAGUAGAUGGUCCCCCCAAGGCGGUGAGCGAUGGAAGUAAGCCAGCUUCUCGCACGACAAGUCCUCCGGCAGCUCCACCAGUACUGUUGCCUUCGGCAGAAUCAUCCGCAAAAGAUGUCGAGGUUGGGCCCAGACAUGAGAAACCACAAACUGGCGACACUGGCUCCGAGCCCACGCAGGACGUUCCUCAACAGCAAGACAAGCACCAGGAUGUACACAUGAGUGGGACGGUAGAGCAGAAUGUGAAAGGAGACGAGAACGCCAAGGUCAACGGGCGGCCCGAAAGCGAGGCGACGGAAGAACCAAAACGCGACGAAAAGCCAGAGUCUACAGGACCAGCACGAGCAGAAGAUGCUCCAGAUCAUAUCGAAACCAUUGUUGUUGAUGGCGACGCGAGAGAACAAGAUGCAACACUCAAGAAAAAGGCUCCUCCGUCACCCAGCAUGACAACCAAGACUAUUCCGGCCACAACACCUAGCAGUGGGAGACGGCUCAGCCGGCGAUUAAGUACGACAAGGCGAUCGGUAGAUGUUGAUGGCGAUGCUGGCCCUGCCAAGGAAACGAGGACGUCGAUGAUCACUGAGGAGGGUAAAGACAAUAAAGAGGUCAAAGAGGAAAGGGAAGUUGGCAAACCCGAAACACGACGAUCGUUCAAUGUGCGAGUACUUCGACGAGGGAGGGUGUAG